Messenger RNA from Danaus plexippus (monarch butterfly), 654 nucleotides. RefSeq lists its product as uncharacterized. The record is from RefSeq and is a predicted model, not a curated record. The transcript is spliced from 3 exons. NCBI's taxonomy places the organism in Eukaryota, Metazoa, Arthropoda, Insecta, Lepidoptera, Nymphalidae. The coding region runs from base 81 to 464 and encodes 127 amino acids.
UCCUUGGUGGUGGGUGUACGUUCUCUUCAAUUGGCCAGCUUCACAUUUACUCAACGCGCUUCGAUCGGAUUGUUAAAAUAAUGAAUUCAAGAGCAUCAUUAGCGCUGGUUGUUUUAAGCGCGGUCGUAGUAACGAGCUUACCACCACCUCACCCAGCGGUAGUGGAUGUACGACAUGCUGAAGAACAGUUGCCACCGCACUUGAGGAGUCCAGCUCUGAGCAAUCCUCAUUUUCUGGAGACUCUACAACUAACUAGCCUUCUUCAUAAAGGAGAAAAACCGGUAUUCGAACGCCAGUCGGACACAAUACCACGAAAAGAGAUUUACAAUAUACUAACUCACGCAGGCUUCAUUGGUCGCAAACGAUACAUAAAUCAUUUACCCUCCAAACAUUAUUCUGAAGUCCAAACAUACCAUAACGAUAUACCUUUCGGUCUCAAUUCCGAUAUACUGCAAUAUUUAUAAGACAACCAAUAAUGUGUAUAUAUAUAUUUUUUAAUUACAAUUACACAGAACUUAUUCAAUGGAGGUUAUAUAUGUAGUCGUAAAGUGUAUAGCGAUUGUAAAGAAACUUGGGUUAUUUGUUUGCGUAAUAGUUAAGUGUUGAUGAAAGAUAAUGUUUUUGUGCAAUGUAAAUAAAUAAGUUUCUUCUUUU